Messenger RNA from Cuscuta europaea, 2154 nucleotides. Lineage: Eukaryota; Viridiplantae; Streptophyta; Magnoliopsida; Solanales; Convolvulaceae. The record is from the annotation of a GenBank genome assembly.
UGGACCGUGGAUGAUAACUGCGCCAUCUACAAUCUAUUUUUGGAGUCCCCCCCCAUAAAGAGCUUCCGGUUUACGAACGACAAUCCGCGUUCUUCUCGCAUCAAAGCCCGACUGCCGGUAUGCCGCCGGCCGAUCAGAGACCGGACGACAAAUCACCCGACUCAGCUCAAGAACAAUGCACAUGCCCAUCACCGGCCGAAGAACGCGACGGCACUUGCCGGCAUUGCAACCGUCCGCGCUCAAGCCUCCCUUCUUCGGCUUCCUCUUGCUCUCUCCUCAGUUUGGAGUCGUACCCUGUCCAGGACUACGAUAAGCUGUGGAGGGUGUACACUGCCUCAGUCAAAGGCUUCAUCAUCGGCGCUGGCAUCAAAGGCGGCCUCGCUCUCUUCUCCGUUCUUGCUCGCCUCCGCCGCCGGCGAUCCUUGCCUUACGCAAAGAAAGCGCUAAUGGCUUCCGGCAGCCAAGAUGUGAUUUUGGCAGUGAAAGAAACUCUCAGAUACGGACUAUUUCUUGGCACUUUUGCUGGUACAUUUGUUUCAGUUGAUGAGAUUAUUUCUGCUCUGGGUGGUCACCGUAGGACAGCAAAAUGGAGAUCUUUGCUAGCAGGAGCAAUAGCAGGACCUUCGAUGCUACUCACAGGUUUGGAUAACCAACAUACAAGCUUGGCGAUUUACAUCCUUAUGCGAGCUGCUGUUUUGGCCUCACGAUGCGGAAUAAAAAGUGAAAGAUUUGGGAGUGUCUGUAAGCCACUAACUUGGGCACACGGGGACAUUUUUCUGAUGUGCCUAUCCUCUUCACAAAUUCUGUCAGCUUAUAUAUUAAAGCAAGAGAGUCUGCCUCAAUCUUACAAGUCUUUUCUCAAUAAACAUGGAGGAAAAGACCUUGUUAUAUUAAAUGGCGUGAAAGACCUUGCACGUGGCAAGUCUGUAACAAAUUUGCAUGUCAUAGAGAAGUAUUACAAAUCUACUGGUCUAGACAUCAAACUUGAUCCUCAGAUGAAAGUUCCUUGCUCGAUUUGUGAGAAAAUCUCAUCUUUACGCAGAUGGUGCAUGGAAAUCAAACAUGUGGAGCGCAUUUUUUAAACUUCCUAAUUCAAGCCUAUAAGAGAGCUUUGCCUGUCUACCUUCCAGUUUAUUUAAUUCCUGCUUUGAUAGUGCAUCGGCAAGGUCUCUUGAAAAGGCCAUAUACAAUUUUGUGGAAGGGUAUUUUUGGGACAGCAAGAUCUAGUUUGUUUCUAUCUGUAUAUUGUGCGUCUGCUUGGCUCUGGACCUGCAUCCUUUUUAGGAUUUUACAGAGAUGUAACAUACCUAUGGUUGCAGCAGGAACGUUUCCGACAGGGUUGGCCUUGGGAAUUGAGAAGAAGAGCCGGCGGAUAGAGAUCUCACUCUAUUGCCUGGCACGGGCUAUCGAAAGCUUCUUCACAACGAUGGCGGAUGCGGGGUACUUGCCUCGAGGGGCUAAGAAUUUAAAGAGAGCAGACGUGGUGAUUUUUAGCAUUUCAACAGCAAUAAUAAUGCAUUGCUAUGCCAUAGAACGGGACGUCUUCAAAUCCAAAUACUUGAAUGUUCUUGAUUGGGUUUUUGGCGUGCCUCUUCCCCCGUACGAGACAACUCCUCGAAAGAAGAAAAAUGUGUGAAGCGUUUAGGCAUUUUUUAUCAAGUUCGACUUAAGUUUUCUCUCGCAAAUAUACCGAACAUGUUAAUGUGUUCCUUAUGGAGCUUGUUGCUAUUGUGUACGGGCUCGUUGCAAAACCAUAGAACUGGGCCCCAUUUUCACGAGAGCUCGUCCAAUGCAAUAAUAUGUUCCAUGAGGAACACCUUAACGUUCUCAAUAUAUUUUCUGUGUUAGCUUAUAAGGAUAAUUUGGUCAAAAGUAAGUUGUGCCAUUGUGUGAUGAUAUGAUAGGAUACAGUUAACAUGACCUUCCGAAAAAGGGGUAAAAAUUGUACAAUAAUACAAGUAUAUGGUUUCACAACACUGUCUUUAGAAGCUGGCAUCUGUGGCUUAUUAAGGUUGUGUUUUUUACGAAGUAUAUCUAGACUCUUCACUAAAUAAUACCACGUAGUUGUAAUACUCUCUGAGUCUCUGUACUACGUAUGAAGUAGAACAUUUUGUUAUUUAUAAUAUGGAGUAAUCAUUAUUUGAUAUUAAUAUU